Oikopleura dioica is the source of this 4446-nucleotide messenger RNA. The record is from the annotation of a GenBank genome assembly. Lineage: Eukaryota; Metazoa; Chordata; Appendicularia; Copelata; Oikopleuridae.
AUGGGACAAAAGUCCGCAGAGAUCCAAGAGACGAGCUUUGGCAUCGACAACGAUGCCUUCGUCGGUGAUCAAGAUGCGAUUGCCGUGGACGCCGAUGGCAAGCCAAAGUCACAAGCAGUUUCGACAAAAGAGCUCUUUCGAUUUUGUGGUAAAAGAGAGAAGAACCUCAUCUUAUUCGGUACAAUUGGCGCGAUUUUGCAUGGAGCCGCGCUGCCGGUUAUGAUUAUUUUUUACGGACAAAUGACGGAGAAUUUCGUACAGUGGAACAUUUGUGAUGAGUUAACAACUGUCCAAACUUGUUUUUAUAACCAAACCGCUAUUGAUUUUGAUGAAGAACGCAAAGACUUACCAUAUUCAAAUGCAACGGAUUAUUGCUAUAACAGAGAAAAAACUUUCGACAAUAAACCUUUCGACGAAAAUGAUGAAGAUGAGCUAUCGAGAAGGGAUGUCUACCGAUCUGGUUGCCAGAAACAAGAAUGGAUUGAUUGGGUAACGAAGUGCAACUACUGUGGGGCUGAACCUGAUGAAGAUGAUCCAACAAGCAGCUAUGUUAAAAAAUAUUUUUCAUGCCAAAGAGUUUAUCUUGGAAACGAAGAUGUUCCUCCACCGUUUGAUAAAGCAUUUAUGGACUCUCCACCUGAAGGAGAAACUCGAACAACAAACAUUCCACCUCCACCUGAUAAUAAAACCGUAUUUCCACUUACUUGCCCGACUUUGACAGGUUCAAAUGUCGCAAAAGUUGGAAAGAUAAUGUUCGAUAAUAGUUCAUUUUGUUCUCAUUACGACGCAUGGAAUUCAGCAGAAAGCUUUUACGCUUGUGGCCCAAAACAGGUUGAAGACGCCGUUGCGAUCGAGAGCGGAGCGAACUACGACGGCGUCGAAUAUUCAAUUCUCAAGGAAGUUGCUCUAAUUUGCGGAAUCUUCGCCAUCAUCGCCUGCUGUACCGUUGCUGCUGGUUAUGUGCAAGUUAUGUGCUACACUCGUGUUGCUACAUACCAAGUUCAUCUUCUUCGACAAAAGUUCUUCAAAGCAAUCAUGCGAAUGGAAAUCGGAUGGUUUGACAAAAAUGCUGCUGGAACAUUAAAUGCUAUGUUGGCUGAUGACGUCACGAAAGUCUCUGAUGGCAUGGGUGAUAAAUUUGCCAUUUUGCUUCAGAAAAUUUCCUGCUUCAUUUUUGGAAUUGUAUUUGCUCUACUUCAAGGGUGGCAGUUGGCCUUGGUAAUUAUGUGUGUAUUACCUUUUAUUGUCCUCGGAGCUGGUUUCCUCUCUCGCGCUGUUUCUCAAAUGACUGAAAAAGAACUCAAAGCUUAUGGAAAAGCUGGAGCCGUGGCUGAAGAGGUUCUCAACGCUAUCAGAACAGUCAACUCCUUCCAUGGACAGGACAAAGAAACAGAAAGAUACGACAACAAUCUCGGUGCAGCGCAGGAUCAAGGAAUUCGAAAAGGAAUGGUCAAUGGUAUCUUCCUUGGUUAUUCUUGGUGCAUCAUCUUCAUUUCUUUUGCCAUCGCAUUCUCGACCGGUGCGCUCGUAUUUGAUUACUCUGCGGAUAAGAUCACUGCUGUCUUUUACUCGAUUCUUAUGGGUGCCCUUCAACUUUCUCAAGCAGCUCCUAACAUUGAAGCAAUUGGUGUCGCGAAAGGUGCGGCUGGCCCUAUUUUCAAAAUCAUUGACAGAAGAUCCAAAAUUGAUCCAUUUUCUAAGGAAGGAAAGAAAAUUCCAGCUGCGAAUUUCAAGGGCACAAUUGAGUUCAAAGGCGUAACUUUUGCCUAUCCUACUAGACCCGAUGAUAACAUUUGCAAAAAUCUGAAUAUCAAAUUCGAGACUGGAAAAACGACCGCUAUUGUUGGUCCCUCUGGUAUGGGUAAAUCUACUGUGGUUCAGCUAAUCGAACGAUUUUACGAUCCUCAACAAGGUGAAAUCACUGUCGAUGGUGUUAACCUCAAAGAACUCAAUAUUGGUUGGUGGAGAGACACUAUUGGAGUCGUCGAACAAGAACCACCACUUUUCAACACAACUAUUUACGAAAACAUUAAAUACGGUAAACCAGAUGCUACUGAGGCCGAAAUCUUUGAAGCUGCGAAAGCAGCCAAUGCAUAUAACUUUAUCAUGGACUUGCCCCAGAAUUUCCACACAAAUGUUGGCGAUCGUGGCAAUCAACUCUCUGGCGGCCAAAAACAGCGUGUCGCAGUUGCUCGUGCACUUAUUCGAAAUCCAAAGAUCUUGCUUUUUGAUCAGGCUACUUCCGCACUUGAUACAGAGUCUGAAGCUAUUGUAUUGAACGGUAUCUCCAAAUACAGAGCUGGAAGAACUACAAUCAUCAUCGCUCAUCGAUUGUCGACCAUCAAGGCCGCUGAUGUCAUCAACGGAAUGGAGCAUGGAACUGUUGUUGAAAGCGGUACGCACGACGAACUUAUGAAAAAGACUGGUGUUUACUUUUCGCUUGUUACUCUGCAGUCCCAAGAUAAGAAGAAAGAUGCCGAAGUUGCCAAAAAGGGCAUGGCAGAGAGCAACGAAAAGGCUAAAGUGGAAGAAAUGUCUAGAAAAGACUCUGUCAGAAGAUCAAAGAGAAAUUCAAGAGCCAACUCCCGUGCGUCCCGGGCUUCAAUGCCAAUGGAUCUUGGUUCCUCGGCUGUUGUCGCGAAAGAUGCAUUUUCAGAAGUUGAUGAAUUUGAUGAAGAUAACUUGCCUCCAACAAAUAACAUGCGAAUUCUUAAGCUAUCUGCUCCCGACUGGCCACAGCUACUUUGUGGUUCUAUAGCUGCUACGAUUAACGGUGCUGUCUUGCCUAUUUGUGCUCUCGUCAUUUCUUACAUUCUUGGAUUCCUUGGUGAACCAGAUGUAAAAACAAAAACGGAUGGUAUCAAGAGUGCUUGUUUCUUCUUCCUUGGCUUGGCUGGUGUGAAUCUUGUUUCUCAAUUUUUGCAAGGGUACAUGUUCGGCUACUCCGGCGAGCGUCUUACAAGGAAGAUGCGAAAAGACGGCUUUCACGCAAUCCUUCGACAAGAUAUCGCUUUCUUUGAUGACCCAAGAAAUAACACGUCCGCUCUUGCCACCAAGCUUCAAUCUGAUGCUGGUAUGGUCCAAGCGGCUGCUGGUGGACAACUGGGUAUUCUGUUCAGUUGUUUAGCGACCGUUGUGAUUUCUCUUUUCAUCGCCUUCGUGAACUACUGGCUUUUGGCAAUUGUUGUUCUCGCCUUCUUCCCUCUUACAGCUUUCACAGGAAUGAUUCAGGGUAAAAUCUGGUCAGGUCAGGCACUCACAGACGGUGACGCGCUCAAUGAAGCUGGAAAGAUGGUCUCAGAAGCUGUAGAAAUGAUCAGAACCGUUGCUUCCUUCAACCGGGAACAGAUGUUCGACGAUCGCUACAACAAAGAAAUUGAAGCUCCUCUUCAUGCUGGUUUGAAACGAUCUCACACUUAUGGACUUAUGUACGGUGUCUCGCAAUCUGUCCUUUUCUUCGCUUUCUCGUGUACAUUUGCUUUCGGUGCUUAUCUCGUUGGUGGACAUGAGCUUGGAUACGAACAAGUUUUCCGAAUCUUCUCCGCAAUUAUCUUCGGUGGUAACCAGCUUGGUCGAGCAGCUUCCUCCGCUCCUGACUUUGCUAAAGCGAAAGACUCCGCGGCAAGAAUCUUCCGACUUCUCGAUCGAAUUCCAGCGUACGCUGACCCUUAUGAUACAAAAGGUGAAACCUGGAACUUCAAGGGCGACAUCCACUUCAAGAAUCUUCAGUUUACUUACCCUACUCGAAAGGAUAUCCAAGUUCUCAACGGACUUGAUGUUUCCAUCAAAGCAGGUCAGACACUGGCGCUUGUCGGUCAAUCCGGAUGUGGUAAAUCAACUUGUAUGCAGCUCAUUCAACGAUACUACGAUACGAAUGGCGGCCAAGUGCUCGUUGAUGGGCAUGAUACCACUAAAACGAACACCAAGUUUCUACGAUCCAACAUUGGUAUUGUCGCUCAAGAACCAACUCUAUUUGAUGCAACUAUCGGCGAGAAUAUUCGCUAUGGCGCUCUUCACAGGAAUUUGACGGACGAGGAAGUCAUUCAAGCUUCGAAAACAGCUUCUCUUCAUGAUUUCGUCAAGGACUUGCCUAUGGGAUACGAUACACCAACUGGUGGUGGAGGAGGAAAUCAACUUUCUCGCGGUCAGAAACAAAGAAUUGCCAUCGCCCGAGCUAUUAUUCGACAGCCCAAGAUUCUUCUUCUUGAUGAAGCUACUUCUGCACUUGACACAGAGGCCGAAAAAGUCGUCCAAGCCGCGCUGGAUCGAGCUCGAGAAGGAAGAACUUGUAUCGUCAUUGCUCAUAGAUUGUCCACUAUCCGCUCUGCUGACAAAAUCGCUGUCGUCAAUAAAGGUCAACUAGUUGAAGCUGGAACUCACGAUGAGCUGAUGGAACUCCAAGGCGCCUACUACAAACUCAUCACCAUGAAUGUUACGCUGUCUUAA